Messenger RNA from Mauremys reevesii (Reeves's turtle), 1926 nucleotides. RefSeq names its product cysteine rich DPF motif domain containing 1 (gene CDPF1). The transcript has 5 exons. Bases 1004 to 1378 code for a protein of 124 amino acids. The record is from RefSeq and is a predicted model, not a curated record. NCBI's taxonomy places the organism in Eukaryota, Metazoa, Chordata, Testudines, Geoemydidae.
AUAUGCUGCAACACACAGUCUCAGUCAAGGAGGUUUUGUGCUUUAAACAGAGGGGUGUGUGGGUGGGGGGACCAGAACACAGUCCUAACUCCAUUCUUGGCCCAGGUUUCAGGGCCACCCCUCCCAGGGCUCUCUGGCACUCCAGUUCCUAGCAGCCUCCUAGCCUCAGGAGGUUUACUAACUUUCCAAUUUCUUAAAACCAGAUGCUAGAGGCCCCUCCCCCACUUACUCACUCCCCCUCCCCUGUGACUCACCUGCUGCCUGCAGAGCCAGGCUGGGAGCAGACAUGGAGCCUACCUGCCCAGGAGAUACAGGUUGGAGGCAGCCCUGACUGAGAAGGGACUGACACAGGUUGAUUAACUGGUGCCCCCCUCAGUGUUCUGCACAUCACACUGGCCCCUCCCAGUCCCCACACAUGGCUAGCAGGGAACAGGUUGGCCAUAGCAUUGUAGGUAGUAACCCUAGGGUGACCAGAUGUCCCAAUUUUAUAGGGUCAAUCCCAAUUUUGGGAUCUUUUUCUUAUAUAGGCUUCUGUUACCCCCCACCCCCAUCCCAAUUUUCCACAUUUGCUGUCUGGUCACCCUAAGUAACCCCCUAUGCGAGCACCCCUGCAGGCAGUAACUAGACAUUUGGUGUCCAGUCAGUACUUCUGAUUGGACAUGGUACAUGAUCCCUUUUGAUCAGAAUUUCUGGCAGAAAACCAGACAUGGUAACUCUAAGUCAGCUCUGCUUCCUCACUGGGGCAGCAUUUACAGGGCUACUUCCCUGAGCCCCUAGCUCUGGGGGACCCCCAGGUGCUAACACCACCCCCACUGUGAUUUAUGCCCCCAUACAGCUGCCCACUAGCAGCCCUUUAUAGGCCCAGAUGGAGCCCAGCCCUCUUUAAUUAGCUGGACUAGGCUCACCUGCUCCAGGCCAGGGACACUGGGCUAAGUCUAUCCACAGAGACCAGCUACCCAUUCAGCCCAGAUCUGUCAGGGUCACAGUACAAGAUGCUUUAUAGAUGGAUUCCCACAAAGAAGCCCAGCCGAAAGGAGACUUUGAAUGCCAACUAUGUGGGCUAACAGCCCCAUACAGCUAUUACGGGCAGAAACCACCAAACACUCAUUCUGUUGUCCUCCUGGAAGAAAGCUAUGUCAUGAAAGAUCCUUUCGUCCCCGACAAGGACAAAUUCCUUAUCCUUGGAUCUCAGUGCAGUUUGUGUAACAGACGUGUGUGUGUGGGCACAGAAUGUAGUCUAUUCUACUCAAAAAGGUUCUGCCUCCCCUGUGUUAAUGAAAACCUACAGGGGUUUCCUUUGGAAAUACGACAAGACUUGGAUAAAAGGAAGUCUCAUUCAAAAUCCCACCCCUCCAAAAAAGCAGAUGCAAGAACUUAAAUUAAAAGCAACUGGAAGAGACACUGCUCAGAGUUUCUGUUCUACAGCACGCGAUCACAAAGCAUAUCAGAAUGGAUAUUCAUAGAAAAGUAUGUGGUCUGGAGGCCAUUGCGUCAACACUAAUGCCACAUGAUGACUUCUGCAAGCAGAUAAACUUGGAAUGGAACAUAUCUGCCGAUACUUACAAGACUGCAGCCUCUUUUCACUCCAACUUCCAAUGAGGUGGAAACAGCCUUUGGAGGGGGAGUGGGAAAGGAUUCCUUCCUAGGUGCAGCAUUUCCUUUACAAAUUAGUAAAAGAGAAUGCUUUCCGGAUCAUUUUUUGAUCUUGACUGGCCAAUAUGAUUUACUUGGAAAUAAUAAAGUUCAGCCGGUAUACUCUGUCCAAUUAACCCUUGCCUGUCUUGGGCAAUUAAAGAGACAUUCAAGAGAGAUUUAAAUUAGGCUGUGCAGGUUUAAACAAUUAUUAUUGAAAUGAUGGCCUUUAUUGAUUUUGCUUUACUUGCACGGGAUAUUUUAUAGAAAAAUUAAAGUCAAUGUGAACUUUAA